Messenger RNA from Bactrocera latifrons, 1412 nucleotides. It is a transcript of the gene Snr1, whose product is annotated as SWI/SNF-related matrix-associated actin-dependent regulator of chromatin subfamily B member 1. The record is from RefSeq and is a predicted model, not a curated record. The transcript has 3 exons. The coding region runs from base 136 to 1248 and encodes 370 amino acids. NCBI's taxonomy places the organism in Eukaryota, Metazoa, Arthropoda, Insecta, Diptera, Tephritidae. Gene Ontology annotation, molecular function: transcription coregulator activity. Gene Ontology annotation, cellular component: nucleus; nuclear chromosome. Gene Ontology annotation, biological process: regulation of transcription by RNA polymerase II; chromatin remodeling.
AUGUUGGCAUCUCUUUUGAGAUUCGCCAUUAUUGCACUUCUUAUGUUUUAUUGUUAGUUUUCGGCGUUUUGAAGUAAAGUGAAUUGACUUCAGUGAAAAAAUAUAGAAUUUAUUUUCCGGAUUCACUUUUAAGAAAUGGCGUUACAAACGUAUGGAGACAAGCCUGUGGCUUUUCAGCUGGAAGAAGGUGGUGAAUACUACUAUGUCGGCUCUGAAGUGGGAAACUAUAUGCGUUUAUUCCGGGGUAUCCUUUAUAAAAAGUAUCCCGGUAUGACGCGGUUGGUACUUUCCAAUGAAGAACGUAAAAGGCUAGCAGACUCCGGACUGAGUUCACACAUAUUAGCGAGUUCUGUAUCACUGCUACGGGCCGUAGAAGUAGACGAUAUAAUUGCAGGAAAUGAUGAAAAAUAUCGAGCUAUAUCUGUAAACACAUCGGAAGCACCAUUACCACGUGAAAAUAAAUCUAAAAAGCAGCCACAAUAUGUUCCCACUAUGCCGAAUUCUAGUCAUUUGGACGCAGUCCCACAAGCCACACCAAUAAAUCGUAACCGCGUUCAUACCAAGAAAGUUCGUACAUUCCCUAUGUGUUUUGAUGAUACCGACCCAACAGCUAACAUUGAAAACGCUGCACAAAAAGAAUGUUUAGUACCCAUACGUUUGGAUAUGGAAUUGGAAGGUCAAAAAUUACGUGAUACCUUCACAUGGAAUAAAAAUGAGAGUAUGAUAACACCAGAACAAUUUGCUGAAGUACUUUGCGAUGAUUUGGAUUUAAACCCCAUACCUUUUGUUCCUGCAAUUGCUCAGGCCAUUCGACAGCAAAUAGAAGCUUUUCCUAAUGAGCCUCCGAUACUUGAAGAAAGCUGCGAUCAGCGAGUUAUCGUUAAACUUAAUAUUCACGUCGGAAAUACAUCACUUGUGGAUCAAGUUGAAUGGGAUAUGUCUGAAAAGAAUAAUAAUCCCGAGGAAUUUGCUAUAAAGUUAUGUGCUGAGCUUGGUUUGGGAGGAGAAUUUGUAACAGCAAUAGCGUACAGCAUACGCGGCCAAUUGUCUUGGCAUUGUCGUACUUAUGCUUUUAGUGAAGCUCCUCUAUCUACUAUAGAUGUUCCCUUCCGUAAUCCCAGUGAUGCUGAUGCAUGGGCACCAUUUCUCGAAACACUAACGGAUGCAGAAAUGGAGAAGAAAAUACGUGAUCAAGAUCGCAAUACACGUCGAAUGCGUCGCUUAGCCAACACGACAACGGGUUGGUAAAACCAUUCAAUAUAUGCAUAGGUUUGCAUUAUCCAUUCAAGAUACUUAUAGCGUCGAGUCAAGUUCGUAUAUAUAUCAAAAGUAUUUUGUGCUAAAUGCCAUAAUGUUUUUAGAUAUAAAUGGUAUUUUUUUCGAAUUACCUAAUAAAUGUAGAUUGCAAAAUA